Molecule: messenger RNA, 6329 nt
Organism: Periophthalmus magnuspinnatus
Lineage: Eukaryota; Metazoa; Chordata; Actinopteri; Gobiiformes; Gobiidae
Product: solute carrier family 22 member 23-like
Exons: 10
Coding region: 489-3467 (992 amino acids)
Biological process (GO): transmembrane transport
Cellular component (GO): membrane
Molecular function (GO): transmembrane transporter activity
Source: RefSeq, a predicted model, not a curated record
GGGAGGCCAUGUUUGGGCUGAGUCAGCGCGGGGAGGGUCUGUGCUCAGGUGAGUUACCUGUAGCGCGCGCGGGAAACACCGAGGACGCGGCGGAAUGAGAGGGAACCACGGAUGGAUCACGCGAUGUCGGAAAAGACCCCCUUCCUCCCUUCCUUCCUCUCCUUUCCUUUCUUUCCUCGCUUCCUCCCCUCUCCUGCCUCCUCCUCCUCUUCUCUCUGGCCGCAGUUUGUUUUGAAGUGAGCAGCUGAACCCGGCGCAGGGGGAAGUGCUUCCUGAUCAGACACAGAAUCGCACGGAGAGGCGCGUCUGUCCCAUUGACUGACUGCGCACACGCCGCGCUCACUGACGCAGAGUGUGGAGAGACGACAGGGGGGUAAAGCACUGCAAAACCCCCGGCUUCUCCUCCUCUCUCCUCCUCUCUCCUCCUCUCUCCUCUGCGCCACGGAACACGCAUCUCUCUAUCCACCGGCUGAGAGAGAGAGAGGGAGAUGGCCGUGGUGCAGCUCGACACCGGCGGGGAGGACCGUCCGCAGCCCGAGAACGGAUUCGUGUCCCCGGAAAACUCGUCGUCGUCGUCGUCGCUGCUCACGCGCAUUGACGGCGCCGUGCUGCCUUUUCUCGGGGGAUUUGGGAAGUACCAGAAACAGCUGAUCGUGCUGACAUGGAUCCCGGCGAUUUUCAUUGGAUUCAGUCACUAUUCAGACAAUUUCCUCCUGGCGCAGCCCAAUAACACAUGCGUCCAGCCCCCUGCCAACCUCAGCAACGUGAGCAGCGGGUUCGCCUCGCUCCUGGACACUGCCUGGACAAACAGCAGCAGCAGCUCCAGACCGGGUUAUGUCUCUGCCAACGUGAGCUCCACCACCACCACCAGCAGCACCACCACCUCCAGCAUCAGCCUGAAUGACAGCGCCAGUGUGCAGUGCAGGUGCAGUGAGUGGACGUUUGAGCUGCACACUGGGCUCGUGGAGAAUGUGGUCACCAAGUGGAGUCUGGUGUGCGACUCGGCCUGGAAAGUCCACAUCGCCAAGUUUUCUCUUCUCGUCGGGUCCAUUUUUGGAUACCUGGUGUUUGGGAUCCUCGCCGACUGGUUGGGGCGACACCCGGUCCUCAUCAUCUCCGUGCUCUUCAUGCUCGUGUUCGGUCUCACCGUGGCCUUCUCCGUCAACGUGCCCAUGUUCGCCACCCUGAGGUUCUUCGAGGGAUUCUGCCUGGCCGGGAUCAGCCUGUCCCUCUACGUCCUCAGGAUCGAGCUGUGCCUGCCCGGCUGGCGUUUCUCCAUGACCAUGGUGGCUAACUUCGUGGUGCUGGGCGGUCAGCUGCUGUUGCCCGGGGUGGCGUACCUGUGCGGAGACUGGCAGGUGCUGCAGGCGGUGAUCAUCUGCCCCCUGCUGCUCAUGCUCUCCUACAUCUGGAUCUUCCCCGAGUCGCUGCGCUGGCUCCUGGCGACGCAGCAGUACGGCCGCUCCAAGUGGAUCAUGGGACAUAUCGCCAAGAAGAACCGCGUCAACAUGGAGCUGGACGUGGACAAUAUUCUCACAGAACUCCAGCGCGCCCUGCAGAAGAAACCCAAGAAGACGUGCAUAGUCAAAAUGGUGGGGACGAGGAACCUGUGGAAGAACAUCGUCGUCCUCUGCGUCAACUCAUUAACGGGGUACGGGAUCCACCACUGCUUCGCCCGCAGCAUGAUGGACCCCGAGGCCCUGGAGACCACCAUGUUCCAUAACUUCUACGCGGACUACUACACCAUGGCGGGCAUCGCGGUGGCGUCCUGCAUGGCCCUGUGCCCGGCGGUGGGUCUGAUGGGCCGGAGAGGAGGUCUGCUCAUGUUUAUGAUCAUCACGGCUCUGGCGUCGCUGCUGCAGCUCGGCCUCCUCAACCUGCUCGGGAAAUACAGCGGACACUUGAAUAUCGACAGCUCGGGGACGCUGAACAAGAACUUCUCCAUCGCCUUCUCCAUCAUCGGCAUGUUCUCGUCCCACGCCGUCAGCAACCUGAGCAUCUUCUUCUGCGCCGAGAUCACCCCCACCGUCAUUAGGGGCGGUGGUCUCGGUUUGGUCCUGGCCAGCGCUGGGUUCGGGAUGCUAACCGCCCCCAUCAUGGAGCUGCACAACCAAAAGGGCUACUUCUUGCACCACAUCAUCUUCGCCUGCUGCACCCUCAUCUGCAUCAUCUGUAUUCUCCUGCUGCCCGAGACUCGCUACCAGCCCCUCCCGGAGACGCUGGCGGACGGGGAAAGCUACACCAGACAGCCUCUGCUCCACCCGCGCAAACCCGGGGAGCAGCACCUUCUCCUGGGUCAAGCCGAGACCAGCAGGGACUACACCCGGGUGGGAGUGGGGGAUACUCCUUUACACGUAGCCGCCGCCACCGCAGUCUCCACCAUGGACUCCACGGCGUCGUCCGCUGUGGAUCUAACCGCCGACGUGCCCGUUUUCAUGGAAGUGCAUCAGGUUAACCCCGAGCUGAAGAAAGACCCCAACGGGCAUUCGGUUUCCUCCCUGACCACGCCUAUCGCGCUGGGUAAAGACGCAGUGGUACAUGCUAGCAGAGAGCACUUAUUGUCUUCCACUCCGCUGCACAAAGCGUCUCGCGUUACGGACCCUCUUUUGGCCAGCGCAGACGAGCCCCCCGCCAUAGUUUUGCAUUCCCUGGAGACGCAAGCUAACUCCGAUCUCCCCGAAGUCAACGAAACUAGCUUUUCUCCGAGCAAAGACCCGGAAACGCCGCCUUCAUCCCCGCGAGAUCCCUCCGCUUCGUCGCCCGUGCCUCCUUCUUCGCUAAUCAGCACCACGCCCGUCAUCGAGCCCCCGCCGACUUCCACGUUAGAAUCACCGGAACUGGCUCAAGACGGCGAAAUUGCACUGAAAUCCGAACCCGAACCCGCGUCCGCACCUUCGGAGAGCUCUCCUGUUCCUACUAUGCAUGACAACGACCCCCCAAAAGACUCCGAAAAUAUAACCACUACCGUCAACAUUCCAGACAUACAUUUAGAAAUAAUAGAUCAACUUUCACCCGGGGAGUCGUCUUUAGUCAUUCCCCAAGAAAACGACCCCACCUAUUCUUGCGUUAAUGAAGUAACUUCCCCAGAAACGCUCCCUUCACCUCUUCUUCCUCCUCCCGCUGACCAAAAAUCUCUAAUAGACUCAUUCACUCCCCCGCUCGAACAUCCUGCCGACCCCAUCCUCCCCGUUACAGACAUUGUGAACUCUUCCCCUGCGCUAGAAACAACAACCCAAAACGGUACAGACAUUGUUCAGGCCGACCCCGACUCCUCCACCACCACCACCACCACCGCCUCCUCCUUAGAUCUCCUCCCCCCUCCUCCGCUCACGGAUUCCACGCAGGCGAACCCUUCUUACUUUGAAAUGGACCGCACCGUCUCCUCCCCCAUAGACUCUGGUGUGCUUUCAAUACGGGACAGCGCCAGUACAGAAAGCGACAUUGUGGCCGGAGUGUCACCUUCUUGAUCUAGUGUCGGACGCACAACGCUGCUUUGUGCUUUUCGGGGGGAACUUUUGGGGAGGGGGAGUGUAAAAUCAUGCCACACAAAAUAACAAAAAAGCAAAAAGGGGGGAGCAUAAACUGGCCAAUGUUUCGGACGUCGUUGAGGAGGCGUAGAAAAAUCUGCUGUAUGUUUCUUAACGUGUCCAUUCCUGCAGCCGAUGAGUGACCGUGGAGACGAGUUUGAGCUAAAAUUCUUAUCCGCAAGUGUUGGUUUGUGUUGUACUUCGAUAUUUUUGGCCGAAAUAACGACGUUUAGGAAAUCAGAAAGCUGAAAAACCUAUUUAAAUCUGUGCUAUUUAACUUUUCUGAUGCCUGAUUCGCCUCUCCUCGCUGCCAUGUUACUGCUUUCCUCAGCUUAAAAUAUCCCACAGUAUGGCUUUAAACUUAUUUGUUUUCAUGCGACAGUCUGAUGGCAUCUUCACGGAGACGCCACCAAACAAAUUUACACAUCAAAUCUGUGUAGAGGCGAGCCAACUCACAGUAAAAACGCAUUUUUUCCCCAAUAAAAACACAUAUAAUUAGAUAAAUGCCAGAUGGGUUUGUUUAAUGCAAUACUGUGGAAUAUUCCAGGCGAAGCAAUCACAUUAUGAGCAGGUCCUUCACUGCAAAAGUUUAAAAUUACAAGCUAGAAAUAUUUAAACUCUAUUUUGUAAUGUUUUUGGAAUGAUAUUAAACGCCGUUCGAGGAAAAGUUUUACAUUUUAACGUUGAAAACUCAAACAUUUAGUCAAAUAUUUAAUACUUUUUUGGUGCUAUAAAUAAGAAAAAUUAGGAUUGUUGCCGUAGUGAUUGACAAUUUGAAGCUAAAUAUUACAUCUUUUAACCAGAAAAUGCGCAAAAUGUCGAAAAACACUGCGCCCCCUGCUGUUUGAUAUACAAGAUUGAGACAGUAUGUAUGCCCCAUGUUCCCGGUUUAUUGACCACGGACACUUUUUAUUCCCAUUUUUAAUCCCGUGUACAUUUAUUUUCAUUCCAAGCGACACUUUUGAGCAAAACGUGGAAAAGUACAGUACUUACCAACACUGCUGAUGUUAAGAAUUCGUCAAAACUGCUGUGAAAGACCAAAUGAACGAAACGAGAGAGUGCCAGAGGCUGGGAGUUUAUUUUUGGAAUAAGUCAUUUGAAAUCACCAGCCUUUAAACCUUCCUUUGACCAACGGUGAUGAUGAUAUUUGUCAUUUUAAAAUCGAAUUAGCCACAAUCACGUCAUGUGCGACUGGGGGAGAACACGUGCAAACAGAAUUCAAGUCAGCGGUACAUUUUUAACCUGCGUUUGUGUAUGUUGCCUUACCUUCUGAAUGUCUGAGUAUUUCUAACAGUACAAAGUUUAAACAAUCGAAUUUACUUCAUGCAAUGCCAAAAAAAGACACUAUGCUGACCAAAAUUGUAAAUGUAGAAAUAGUGCCAAAAAUCAGUUUGUUACAGGAACUAGAUUCAGUAUUUCCUUGUUUUAAUUCAUGUUUUUUUCCCUCGCCAUAGCGUCAGAACGUAAACCGACGACGGAACGGCCCCUGAACGAGCGAUUUCCGGCUUAGUAAAUAAAAAUAAUUGUAUUUACAUGUACGUCGACGCAUCAGUCAAGUUCUACAUAUUUCAGUAUUUCCAAACUCGCCAACGAUGUGCCCUAACUUCCAUCACGACAUUACGUUCAGUAUUUGAAGCGUUUCUUUUGAGUUCCGCCAUUUUUUUUUCUUUGCGUCGGGGUCAAAUUCAUAAACUGUGAGACAAACCGGGAUCGCAAACUAGGCAUGGGACGAUAUUGAGACUUUGCGUGACAAUUAUCAUGGCCAAAAUAACUACGAUUUACGAUUAUACGUCACGAUAAUGAUUAAAAUAGUUGUAGAUAUGAAUAAUUAUAAUUUUAACAGAGAAUAUUAUGUAUUAGCAGGGCCGUCAGAUGAAAUUUGGAGACCCGGGGCAACAAGCCGCACAUGCCCCCCCGGAAUAUAAAUUAACAGGAAGAGAGUCCAAUUCGGGGGCCCCCUAAGACCCUGGGGCCCCCAACAACAGACCCAUUUGCCCCCGCCAUUGACUCGCCUCUGGAUAAGUCAUUUUUCUGCAUGUCCAGCUGAUAAAAUGGCUGACGAUUACAUAAAAUCACCCACGAAUGAUUAUUUUCUACCCUUUUUAUCACGAUAAACGAUAUUAUUGUUUAUUGUCCCGUCCGUAAUCGCAACCGUGCAAAUCAUCUCCGUACUAACCAAACCCAAAACAGGAAGUUACCGUAAACGAUGUAAAAACGGUGACGCAAAUUAUACGAAAAGCCGAUGAUUUUUGAAGUGCGUGCGGCGUUUUCGGUGCGUAACAUGUCGUUAGAAGAAACUGUUUACAGAAGCUCUCAUUGAUUCUGAUAAUACAUAAUAAUAAUAAUAAUAAUAAUAAUAACAAAACGCAGUACUGUACAUUUACGGAGCCAAUUAUGGACUCGGUCUCGUCAUUUCAUAGUACGUCAUGUAAUCCAGGGAGUUUUUAGCGUAUAUUUUUAAUUAAAACAUUUAUUUUUGUUGUGGUACUAAGCAGGUGCUUUUAUUCAAGUAACUGGUUUUACUGAAGUCGGCUAUGCACUGACAUAUGCUACGUUUAACAACUGAAACUUGCCUAAAAACUAGAAAACGUAAUCAGCGAACUUCCAUUUCCAACCACAUGUGUUUCAUCCACGUACACGGAUCAGGUUUAUCACGGAACGUCAAGUGAAGUGCGGGUUAAAAGUUCGAUUUGGUGACUGCGUGUUCGGAGUUAAAGGGUCUGUACCUGAUUUUAAUGUUGUUUUGUUUGGUAAAAAGUGAUAAAAAAGGAAAAAAAAGAUUAUAAAGUACAAUCUGUUGAA